UUGUCAAUUGAGUUUGUGGAAGCGUUUAGAACAUUAUAAGUAUAUAAAGAGAAGUCUUUAUUAUAUAUUUAAUUAUUGCCACCGAUAAUUGGCAAUAUGCGCAUAUAUAUUUUUUUGAUAUUUGUUUGUGCCAGCGCGUUAGCUCGGUCGAAAUAUAAAAGAGAAACCAGCCAGGGCAUCUCGUUCUCAGAUAAGGCCGGAAUUUCUGCAGGUUUAAAUGGUGCAGAGGGACACUUUAAGAAAAGUAUUGGUUUGAAACCCUUCUUAUUAAAUCCAUUUGAUACGACAUCUGAAAACAAGGGAAUAGAUUUAAAUAUUGGUGGAAACGUAGGAUUGAAACCUAAGCUUAAUUUUGGUGAAAAAGGUGUCGGAAUAUCACUUGGCGGCUCUGGCGAUUUAGGCGUUGGAAUAUCAGGUAGCAAGGAGAAGAAACAUUCUGAAAAAAAACAUUCUAAAAAGCAUAAACAAUCCAAAGAAAAUUCUUCAUCGGAAAAAUCGUCGGAGGAAUCUGUUAUCGGAGAAAUCUGGAAAGAAAUUAAUAAUGGGAUAAGCGCAGGUGUAAAAGGAGACGCAGGUUUCUCGAUUGGUACUGGAGGAAUAUCUGCUAGUAUUGGUGGUGACGUAUCAGCUGGUGCUAAUUCAAAAAACGACGGGAGCAGUUCUUCGAAUGAAGAAGAAGUAAUUAUAAUACCGAUUGUUGAUGGGGAAAAUUCAGGAUCUUAUGAAAUAUCGGACGAAACAAAGAUCAAUAAAACUAAUGUAAAAGGAGUCAUAAUAAUAGGAGAUAAAGAAACAUCACUAGGAGAUAAAGAAAAAUCUGAUAAUUCAUCAGGUAAUAAGAACAAGAAACACGUUGACAAAAAUGGAUCUGAAAAACAUCAAAAUGAACAUAGUGGGAAAAAAGAAGAAUACAGCAAGCACUCGGGAAAAGACAUUAUAACAUCGCACGAUAAAAGUGAAUCUAACAAAGAACAUGUUAAUAAAAAUAGAAAUAAUAAUAAUCAUACAAGAGAAGAAGGUGGUAUUGUGAUAUCACAUGAAGAACACAAUAGUCAGAAUAAAUCAAAAGGACAUCAAGGAUUGUCAAAAGAAAAUGAAACUAAAAAUAGUGGAAUAACGGAAGGUAGCAAAAACACUCACACGGGAGGAAGUAUCACAAAAUCGCAUAAUAGUGGCGGAAAAACCAGUAGUGAGCACAAAGAACGUAAUAACGUAAAACUAGAACAGGAGAAAAUCUUAGGCACGAAAAUGAUCAGGGAACACACGUAAAUCUAACUAUCGAUGGAAGUCACGGUACAAAUCAUAAUAAAAGCAAAAAUUCCACGGUAAAAAUUGGCGUAAUAGAUGGCAAAGACUCAAGUCAUGGAAAAAAUAAUGAGGAUUCAAACAAUUGCAAUGAAAUUCUUAACAAUGAACAAUGCGGUAGCCAUAUUAAACAAACGCUACAGGUUGUCCAAACAUUUAUACGCGGUUGCCAUGCCAUUGUUCACUUCUUGUUGGAGCUAAACGAGACUGAACUGCGCAGAGUGUUAUGUGAGAUUUUACCACAUGAUAGUAAACUUUCCUGUCAAUUGGGUUGCAAUAUUCUUCGUGUUAUAAGACAUGAUUGAAACUUAUCUGAAACGAUAUUAUUAACGUUACAUUGCAUUAUUUGCAGUGUCUGCAUAUAAGAUGUAUAAUAUAAAUAAAAUAUAUGGUACUUAUAUUUUCUCAAUAAUCUUGGAAUUU
Messenger RNA from Pseudomyrmex gracilis, 1728 nucleotides. RefSeq names its product GATA zinc finger domain-containing protein 14-like. The transcript is spliced from 4 exons. The record is from RefSeq and is a predicted model, not a curated record. NCBI's taxonomy places the organism in Eukaryota, Metazoa, Arthropoda, Insecta, Hymenoptera, Formicidae. The coding region runs from base 97 to 1269 and encodes 390 amino acids.